AUGGGGUUGGACCCGAAUAUGGAUACUCUCCGUAAGAGGAAGAUCAUGGAUAUAAAUGAUUCCAGUGAUGCGGAAGAAAAAGGCACGAAAGUUCAGAAGCUGGAAAGCGAACAAACGAAAAAGCACAAUCACAGUGAAAUUGAAAAACGACGAAGAGACAAGAUGAACACGUAUAUUUCUGAACUUUCCUCAAUGGUCCCCAUGUGUAAUGCCAUGUCUCGUAAGUUGGACAAGUUAACAGUUCUUCGAAUGGCGGUCCAACACAUGAAAACAUUACGAGGAUCCAUAAAUUCUUAUACAGAAGGUCAUUACAAGCCAUCUUUUCUCUCAGAUGAGGAACUAAAGUAUCUCAUUUUAGAGGCUGCUGAAGGAUUUUUAUUUGUUGUAAGCUGUGACAGAGGCCGUAUUUUGUUUGUUUCUGAGUCAGUAUCCCAGAUUCUCAACUUCUCCCAGGGAGAUCUUUUGGGUCAAAGCUGGUUUGAUAUUCUACAUCCUAAAGACAUAGGAAAAGUGAAAGAACAGCUGUCAUCCUCUGAUCUGUCUCCUAAAGAACGUCUCAUAGAUGCAAAAACCAUGCUUCCUGUGAAGACUGACAUGCCUUCUGGUCAGAGUAGGCUUUGUCCUGGAUCCAGGCGGUCAUUCUUCUGUCGAAUGAAAUGUAGGUCAUUGGCAACUGUAAAAGAAGAAGCUGAUACAACUACAGGUUGCCACAAAAAACGAAAAUCACAGAGCUCAGAUCGUAAAUAUCUGGUCAUUCACUGUACGGGCUAUCUAAAAUCUUGGGCUCCAGCCAAGUUGAAUCUUCAAGAGGAAACAGACAGUGACAGCGAGAGCUGUAACCUUAGUUGUUUGGUGGCGGUGGGUCGCGUUCACCCAGGAAUUUUACAUCCUGAAGCUUCUCAACCAGGACUUGAAGUUAAACCACUCGAGUUUGUCUCAAGGCAUGCCAUGGAUGGAAAAUUUCUUUAUGUUGACCAAAGGGCUACUUUAAUGUUAGGGUACCUUCCUCAAGAGCUUCUAGGAACUUCUUUUUAUGAAUAUUGUCAUCAAGAGGAUGUAGCACAUUUAGCAGAUAGUCAUAAGCAAGUUCUACAAGCAAAUGAAAAAAUUACAACUCAGAACUAUAGAUUUCGAACAAAAGAUGGAUCCUUUGUUUGUAUGCAGAGCACAUGGAAGAAUUUUAAAAAUCCAUGGACCAAAGAAUUUGAAUAUCUUGUAGCUGUCAAUUCUUCAGUUCCGUACAUUUCCCGUGAUUCCUGUAGUGCAGCAAACUUAGCAGUGGUAGAAAGUUCAAAUGCCACCCUUGAAGAAAUGCUCAAUAGUAACUCCGACAGUCUUGAUGCUGUGCUUUCUGUCUUUCCCUCAACUAGUGAUGCAUCCACUAGUGACACAAUUCAGAAGUUUUUAGGUACAAGAGUUGGAGCAGGCAAGAUAGGCCAACAAAUAGCAGAUGAAGCCAUGGAAGUUCAAAAGGCAAGAGACUCUUCUUCAAGUAGCAGUCCAGUUCUUGUAGCUGAUAACAAUAAUAUGGGUUUCCCAAAUAGAGCACCAUUUCCAGUCAAUAGCUUAAUAAAAAAUCAGGCCACUGCUGUUCCUGGGCCUAGCACUGCACCUAUGACCACAGUGGAGCCUAAUCACGUACCAGUCAUGAAUGGAGAUGCCUGUCCCCAUUCACCCUCCCAACAAUCCUGUAACAGUAAUCAAAGCCAGUACUCUGGAACUCCACACAACAGUUCUGUUAGCGAUCCAGAUAUUGAUUUUAUGGAUACUCUCAUGGGCCGAGACAUAAUUAGCAGCACUUACCAAAGUAGCAACGAAGGGAACGAUGAAGCUGCUAUGGCAGUUAUCAUGAGUCUUCUAGAGGCUGAUGCUGGAUUAGGUGGUCCAGUAGACUUCAGUGGUCUUCCUUGGCCUCUUCCUUGAUUUCCAGUAAU
Messenger RNA from Limulus polyphemus (Atlantic horseshoe crab), 1934 nucleotides. RefSeq names its product protein cycle-like. Gene Ontology annotation, cellular component: cytoplasm; transcription regulator complex; aryl hydrocarbon receptor complex. The record is from RefSeq and is a predicted model, not a curated record. The transcript has 14 exons. Lineage: Eukaryota; Metazoa; Arthropoda; Merostomata; Xiphosura; Limulidae. Gene Ontology annotation, biological process: regulation of transcription by RNA polymerase II. Gene Ontology annotation, molecular function: protein dimerization activity; RNA polymerase II cis-regulatory region sequence-specific DNA binding; DNA-binding transcription factor activity, RNA polymerase II-specific. Bases 1 to 1923 code for a protein of 640 amino acids.